Cajanus cajan (pigeon pea) is the source of this 327-nucleotide messenger RNA. NCBI's taxonomy places the organism in Eukaryota, Viridiplantae, Streptophyta, Magnoliopsida, Fabales, Fabaceae. The record is from RefSeq and is a predicted model, not a curated record.
AUGGGGCCAAUAAGUAGUUCAUCAUCAUCAGCCAAUGGGAUUAGGAGCUGGAAUUCUCCAAUUCCUUACCUCUUUGGAGGCUUAUCUCUGGUGAUGAUUCUGAUUUCUGUGGCACUCAUGAUCCUUAUUUGCUCCCAAAGAAAACAUGUUUUUGAGUCUUCAGCUGAAGGUGAAGAAACCGAAGAAGCAAUACCCCAGAACAUAGAGGUUGAGUAUGAGCCUAGGAUACUUGUGAUCAUGGCAGGGGAUGACAAACCCACAUACCUUGGGAAACCAAUCACUUCUUCAACUCACUGUACAUGUGCAGUGAACAGUGUUAAGUGUUAA